Molecule: messenger RNA, 429 nt
Organism: Galendromus occidentalis (western predatory mite)
Lineage: Eukaryota; Metazoa; Arthropoda; Arachnida; Mesostigmata; Phytoseiidae
Gene: Ufm1
Product: Ubiquitin-fold modifier 1
Exons: 2
Coding region: 88-354 (88 amino acids)
Biological process (GO): protein K69-linked ufmylation
Cellular component (GO): nucleus; cytoplasm
Source: RefSeq, a predicted model, not a curated record
CCCUGUGUUUUGGUUUAUCCGCGGAAUAAGCUCGUGCGAAAAGGAACACCAUCUGGUAGCAAAGUUGUCAGAUCACAGUCGGUAGAAAUGUCGACGAAAGUUACGUUCAAAAUUACCCUGACAUCGGAUCCGAAGUUGCCGUUUAAAGUUCUCAGCGUUCCGGAGCAAACGCCCUUCACAGCGGUACUCAAAUUCGCAGCAGAAGAAUUCAAAGUACCAGCGGCCACAUCUGCGAUAAUCACCGAUGACGGAAUCGGCAUAAACCCAGCCCAAACCGCAGGAGAUGUCUUCUUGAAACAUGGGUCGGAACUACGUUUGAUUCCGCGGGACCGAGUCGGCUAUUUUUCGCUUUGAGUUAUAUAUGUAUUAAGGAAGGCCUCCUUAACGUGAUGUUUGUACAUAACGAAUGAAAUAAAUUCUCCAUCCGUU